Molecule: messenger RNA, 1942 nt
Organism: Osmerus eperlanus (European smelt)
Lineage: Eukaryota; Metazoa; Chordata; Actinopteri; Osmeriformes; Osmeridae
Gene: rab5c
Product: RAB5C, member RAS oncogene family
Exons: 6
Coding region: 342-1001 (219 amino acids)
Cellular component (GO): endosome; Golgi apparatus
Molecular function (GO): GTPase activity; GTP binding
Source: RefSeq, a predicted model, not a curated record
CCACAAAUCGGAAGUGAAGGCCGGGGCAGCCGAUCUUAGUGACGUUUUGGACAGAAACUAAUCGAAGUCAAAAUUGAGAGGAUUUUGGCACACGGGGGUAUACGAAGAAUAAGGUGGAGUGUGAAUUUGUAUCUCAUAAUCACCGGUGAAGAGCCCUACCUUUUGGCCUCCUCAGUGUCCAGCUUUGACAGUUCAGCUGCACCCAGCCUGCCUCAGCCCCCCCCCCCCCGACCCCGUCUCCAGCCUCUGCUCCAGCCCCUUCCAUUAACCUCCGUCAGGCCUCCACAUCCACCCAGAGCUGCCCCCACCUCCUGUCUUCGCCGAGCCGUCAGAUCAGAACCAUGGCAGGUCGAGGAGGACCGGCACGGACCAACGGCGCAGCUGCGAGCAACAAGAUCUGCCAGUUCAAGCUGGUGCUGCUGGGAGAGUCAGCGGUGGGCAAGUCUAGUCUGGUGCUGCGCUUCGUUAAAGGCCAGUUCCACGAGUACCAGGAGAGCACCAUCGGAGCUGCCUUCCUCACACAGACGGUCUGUUUGGACGAUACAACGGUCAAGUUUGAGAUCUGGGACACUGCAGGGCAGGAGCGGUAUCACAGCCUGGCGCCCAUGUACUACAGAGGAGCCCAGGCUGCCAUCGUGGUGUACGACAUCACCAACACAGACACAUUCACACGUGCAAAGAACUGGGUAAAGGAGCUCCAGCGACAAGCCAGCCCCAAUAUCGUCAUCGCACUGGCCGGGAACAAAGCUGAUCUUGCCAACAAAAGAGCUGUGGACUUCCAGGAAGCACAAGCAUACGCAGAUGACAACAGUUUGCUCUUCAUGGAGACCUCAGCCAAGACUGCUAUGAACGUCAAUGAGAUAUUUAUGGCCAUUGCCAAGAAGCUUCCCAAGAAUGAGCCCCAGGGAGGAGCGGGGGCUGGCGGCCGGGCCAGAGGCGUGGACCUGCAGGAGGCUGCUCCACAGGGCAGGAGUGGUCAGUGCUGUGGGGGUGGAAACUAACUAGCGCACCAAAGCCAACGGAAGAAAACUCAUCAACCAACCUGCAGUAUCAACCAAGCAGACCAGACAUCCACCAGCUGGCAUACACACCCUAUGGUCUGACCAACUACCAAGCACCAAUCAACGAAGAGAGAAACAUGCCUGCUGGCCAAUCCACUGUCUGUCCAAGCCCACGGUUUCAGCAAAUGAUCAGACCAACAGACAAACAAAGCAUUUGACCUACAUGAAGAUACCCAGUUUUAACUCUGCAGGGCAUUGCAACCCAUUAUAUUUCCAACAACGGACAUUUGGUGGUGACACAAUAAAACGACACAACAGGCAGGAAAAAAUAAAGAAAAGAUUGGUGAGAAUCAAUCGCACUUAACGAGCCAGCUGCUCGACUUUUUCUCUGUAUUUCUGUAAAGAAAAAUAAAAAUUGUGACGCAACUGGGAGGAAUAUUAACAGGCUCUUGGCCCUCUCCUUUCUCUCCCGCUGCAUUUUCCUCUCCUUGUCACUUUAUGUACCAUAAUACUACAGUAUUUUGUAUAAUGUCUCCUCCCACUGGUCAAACUCUAACCUUGUUUAGUUUGGUGGUGGAUGGUUGUAGCAACUCGCAUUCAUUUUCUCCAGCCCCUCAACAGUAAUUUGGGAUAAAGGAACGGAGGGUUCAGCCCAAGAAGGAGUUUUGAGAAAGGACAGUUAUUUCCUUCCAGAAAUAGCAGUUAUGUAGAUUAACUGAAUUAUUAAAUUGUUAUUGUUAUUACAAUUGUUAUUAUCAUUUCUUUUGGCACACAUUUUACAGUAUGAUUUAAAAGGUUAGACCACCUAAGGUUUUCUUAAUCUAUAUCCAACCGUAUACAUAGUGCAUUAUUAACAUUGUCACCAAUCAGUCAUUUUAGCAUUAAUGUAAUAUCUCUGAAUCAUCCAUGUACAAUGAAAAAAAAAAAAAAAAAACAUGAAA